UUAAUGGUAGUUUUUGAUUCGCUGUAUUACAAUUUAGACGAAUGUGACUACAAUGGCUUUUUUUGUCUCGUACUAAAGUGACAGGGUGAUUCACACAAAGCAGAAGAGUGAAAGUGUGUGUGAGCAGGGGUGUCCCCAGGGGUCGAGUGGGCGCUUCCCGGCCCGACCUCCUCUGUCACAUCCCUGGAGCUGCCAGUCCUUCCCUCUAACAUCCAUCAUUUACAUGUGGUCAGCUGUCACCUCGUGAAAUUUUACAGUCCCUCCUUUAGCCGGCUGAGCACAGCUUGCGUCACUCUUUGCGGCAUUUCACGAGAGAGAUGCCAGCGAUAGUUUUCGGUACAGACGCAACGUGGAAAAUUUGACUUUGAGCUCUUGAGCGUACAGGACGAUCUCCAAGUUCAGAGGAACAGAGAGAUGGUGAAGGAAGGCAAGAAGGCAGAACUGAAGGCCGUUGGGGGGAAGUUGUGCAAGAUCUAUCGGGCUCCGAUGUAAGUCACGAGUGGAGGCAAUGAGAUGACAAUCUAACCAUUUAAAGAGGGGCGUGAAGGAGCAACAGAGAGCAUGCAAACCAGAGAGAAAGAGAGACGUAUGUUGUGAAGAGUUUGGUGAAGAAAAUUUCACAGUUCCAACCUCCAACAGGAAACAUUGACUUCCGGCUGAUCUGCAACUGACUUGACCGUAGUAUUUGGCUGCUUCCAAGGUUGUACCACAGUACAAAACCAGGAAAGUCUUCCAGCACCACGCACGGGCCUGGUUGGCAGAUAGAACAAUGCUAUCAGACCAAGAUAGGCUCAGCGCCACAUCAGGAGAUACACUGUCUCUUCCGCAGACCCAGAAUACAAGAAGCCACAGACAGUCGUGGCAUGGCUUAAGACAGGCUUCUCCUGCCCAAGUGAGAAAACUGGGGUUCACCAGAAGACAUAAGGAGAGGAGAGGCUUCAAGGAAGAUGAGAAUCCUGAGGAAAGACAUAAGAGGCACAGGGAGGAGGAGUUGAAACCUUUGUAUAAGGAGCUCCUGUAUACAAUAGCUCACAGACUGGGAAAACCUGUUAUCAACAAGAAGACUGAUAGUUCUCAGCUCCAUCACUAUAUCCAGGAGGCUUUCUCUAUGACAGAGGAGGAGCACAAAGAAUUGUUGAACAGUGUACAAUACAAGAAGCAGCCAGUGUACUGUUUGAUGGUAACUGUGAAGGAAGCUAAGGACAUCUUGGGAAAAGACAUCAGCGGUUACAGUGACCCUUACUGUUUACUGACCAUAAUGCACAACGCGAAAGAGGGCAAACCAAAAGCAACAUCGCUUAAGCCCCUUAAAGCAGUGGUGAAGGGCAAUGUUCCAGCCAAAAACAUUUACCAGACUGAUGUCAAGAAGCAGACACUUAACCCCAUCUGGAACCAGACAUUCAUAAUGGAAUUUGAUGAACUUGCAGGUUCCAACUUCCAUAUGGAGAUGUGGGAUAAGGAUGAGGAGGUGUCACUGGGACAGAAAUUGGAGGAGAUAAGAACCAAUCUUCAUGGACUCAGGAGAAUGCUAAAGGAUGCCAAGAAGGAGAAAGGCCAGGAUGACUUCCUGGGAAACAUUGUGCUUAAGUUAGAGGAUCUCCACUGCGUAGAGGAUUGCUGGUAUCUUAUAGAGCCACGAACAGAAACCUAUCCUAACAGGGGAAAAUGUCACCUGCAACUGAAGUUUGUCCACAAAGAGAGGGAUGAGACACUGAGUGCUGGACGCAGUGCAUAUGCCAGUUACUGUGGGAUCCUGCAGCAGUUUGUCCAGUCACACAUCUCCAAACAGCAGGGCAGUGGAAUCUGGAAAGGGGAGCUGUGUGAAGAAGGGCAGAUGCUGCUGGAGUACUAUGCCACUCAGAAUGAUCUUUCACCCUUCCUACAGGACCUAGCGAAGUGGGUAGCCUACAGUAAGCUGUACCAGACUCUAGAGUUGGACCCCACUGUGUUGUUCAAGCAGCUUACCAGCAUAGAGUACCACUGGGAUCAGCAACAGCUGCCAUAUCAGCAGAAACAGGAAUUAGGCGACUCUCUGCAUGGCUUUUUGCAGUACGGUUUGUGCCUGGUUUCCAAGUACAGAGAUAUCUUUCCCCCAACUCCCAGCGCUACCCCACGUCUUCAAACCCUGCUCAGGGUUCUAGUCCAAAUUUGCAAGACGAGGGCCUUUCAAAAGCUGAAUCCGGCCCAGUUUGACUUGCACGAUGAGGUCAUUGAUGCUGUGCAGGUGGGCACACAGGAAUGGUUUAACAUAAAGAAGGGUCUCCACCAACCUAUGACAAAGGAUAUAACAGAAAGGGUGAGGGCCCUCUCCUGCCUCAUACAAGAGGUGCAGGAAGAUGUCCAGCUCAGCAAGGAUGUGUGGAACAAGGUCUUUGUCAGUGCUGUUCAGUUGGACAUGUUCACGGUGGUCUACUAUGAGCUGGACUUACUGCUUGCUGCUGAGGUUCGAGGCACAUUAGGAGAGAUGGAAGACCAAAUGGAGCCAGCAUUGGCCAACAGCCUGUUUCCCCUCUACCUCAGCCUGAAGGCUAUCCACAAAGACAAGGCCUUCCUGCAGAAGAGGGGCAAAAUGCUUGAGCUGACAGAUUUCCAGGAGUGUUUCCGGGAUGCUCUACCAUACUGGCUGAAAAAGGCCUAUAACACCACCCUGGAGAGAGUUCAGAGGGCAGUACAGAUUGACGAGCUCCAGCCCAUGCAGUUAGGCACAGUACCUGUGAAGCACAGCUCAUCCGCAGUGGACCUUGUAGCCUGUCUGCAACCCGUCUGCCGGCUGUGGGAGGAGCUGGCCUGGCCUGAUGCUGAAGAGGGCUUCAUGCUCAUGGUCAAAUUGACUGAGGAUAUAUGCAAGAUCGCAGUGACGUUCUGUGAAUUGCUGAAGCAACGGGUGAAGAAGUUGUCUGAAAAUUCUGACCCCGGCACUGCUGUUAACAUGCUGUGUGUGGUAGUAAAUGACCUGGAAUACGUGCGCACUGUGCUGACCCGCUUGCCACAACAGCUCAACUGGGCCGGGUUACGCGAGCGCACAAAUCAUGUGAUUAAGGAGGCCCAGUUCAACAACACUCUGCCAUCCCAGCUGCAGCACACACAGGGCGUUCUCACCCGGGAGAUCCGCUCAGCUCUCGUGACACUGGGAAAGCAGCUGCGAUCCGACAUCGAGAAGCACGUGUUGAACAUGGCAAGCCGUCGUAGGUUGUCUGUCAGAUCCACAGAAGAUGCGGUCCUCCCUUUAAUGCGGUACUUGGAGAAGGAGUUGCAGUAUAUGAAUGAGAACCUGGUCCAAGAGAAUUUCAACAGUCUGCUGGCUCCACUCUGGGUCAACUCUGUGCAGAUCCUAGACCAGGUGUCCAAGAAUCAGAGUGGGGUGAUGGAGUUUUACCAGAGACUACACUACACACUGCAGUGUCUGGAGCAGUGUUUUCAUGCUGAAGGAAAUGGUCUGUCUCUGGAGACACUGCACUCCGCUGAGUUCAAGACUCUGAAAGCUCACCUGGUGCAAAACUCCUUAAGCACCCAGCAGCUGAUUGAGAAGUUUCUGGAGAGGAAGGUUUAUGAGCAGAAAACGUACAGCAGUGAGAAUUAUGGCGCAGUCACUCUCAUUACUUCUUACAAGCGAUCCGACCAGAAACUCCACAUUGAGGUGCUCAACGCUGUGAACCUUAUCCCCAUGGACUCAAAUGGCUUCAGUGAUCCAUUUGUCCAGCUGUCACUAGAGCCUCGACAUCUGUUCCAUGAGGUGGAGUCGCGUCGCACACAAAUCAAGACUCGUGACCUCAACCCCCUCUUUGAAGAGUCCUUUGAAUUCCUGGUGUCUCUGGAGCAGUGCAAUGCGGCAGGGGCAUGCCUGAUGGUCACUGUGCUGGAUCACGAUACCAUAAGCAGUGACGACUUUGAGGGAGAGGCCUUCCUGUCCUUGAGGGCUGUGCCAGGGGUUGGCGGUACAGCUACUUCCCCUGCCCAGAUAAGGCUGCCUCUCAUGCACCCAAAGCCGAACGACGACAGCAUCCUGCAGUUACUGGAGGCGAGGAAGGCAGACCGUGAGGCACAGGCCUUUGUCAAGCUGCGCAGACAGAAAGAGAAGAUGUCACAGGAAGAAUGAAAGCGGUAACAGAAAAGCACAAAGAGAAUAACAAAAUGUGUGAAAAAUGUAAAUUUGCAUUGUUUUUAUCUGUAUUGACCAAAGUAUCAACAGCAGCACUUGGUUCAUUGACUCAUCAUCUUACAGUAGUGAUUUAGUCUUUAUCACCUCUAGUCCUAAUGAUCAGUCUGCCUCUCUCUGAGAGUGUGACCUGACUCACACCAAACACUACCGUCAUGUUCACGGCACAAGUGCAAACCCUCUCAGUCAAAUGCUAAUUACAAUUUACACUAUAAUUCCACUGACCAAGGAAAAAAAA
Messenger RNA from Scleropages formosus (Asian bonytongue), 4394 nucleotides. It is a transcript of the gene unc13d, whose product is annotated as unc-13 homolog D (C. elegans). The record is from RefSeq and is a predicted model, not a curated record. NCBI's taxonomy places the organism in Eukaryota, Metazoa, Chordata, Actinopteri, Osteoglossiformes, Osteoglossidae. Gene Ontology annotation, biological process: secretion. Gene Ontology annotation, cellular component: exocytic vesicle.